CAUCAUCAUCUUCAUUGUCUUUGCCAAAAAUUGCAAGCUCCCAAAUGAAACAUCAAAACAUGUUCUUCUUCCCCACAUUCAUAAACCUCUAUGUUCUCAUUGUCUGUCUCUUAUCAGAAACCUCAUUUGCUGUGGACUCUCACUACCAAAACUGCAGUGUGCCCAAGUCUUGUGGCGGCCAAAACAUAAGCUUUCCGUUCUACAUCCCAGGCCUGCAAGAAGACUACUGCGGCUUUCCGGGGUUUCAGCUCUCCUGCAAUGAUAAUGAAGAAGGUGGAUACCCUACUCUCCAAUUGGCUGGAAAUGAGUACUUAGUCCACAAUAUCAAUUACCAAAACCGAACUCUUGUGGUUUCAAACGCUGCUCUUUCAAACUCAAACAAAGAUGUUUGUAUUCCAUUAGUCCAAAACAUAACCUUUCCUACUGUUAAUUAUGCCCUUGUUCCGAAUCAAAAAGAGAUCGUUUUGCUCUACUGCAACUCUUCUCUGGUUGAUGAGUCGUUUUUAGAGUACAAGAUUGGCUGCUUUGAGCAAAGCAGUAGGACUACUACUACUACUUCAAUUUUGGCGCUGCCUCGAGAUGAUGACCAACUAUUUGAUGAUGUGUCUGACAAGUGCGGACGCAAAGUGGUAGCGGUGGCUCCGGUUGAAGAAUCCGUAAGUAAUGUUGGGAAUGAGUUGGGGGUAGCAGACGCGUUGAGAAGAGGGUUUAUGCUGAAAUGGCUUGCAAGCGACUGCAGUCGCUGCAGAGACAGUGGAGGGAAGUGUGGUUUCGAUUUCAAGACGUAUCAUUUCAGCUGUUUCUGCCCAGAUAGGCCUCAUGCUGUCAGCUGUAAAGGUAAAGGAGUUGCAUUGGGAUUGAAGCUAGACCUAGGCCUAGGACUAGGUGCAGGUGGUCUUAUGAUUCUAGUAUUAGUUGUUGUUUGCUGCUUCAGGAGAAAGUUGUCUGAUAAAUCUACUUUCUUUUGGAUGAACAAAAAUCAAAGUCAUCAAAUUGUUCCGGAAUUUCUAAUGGACUAUGGACCACUUCAAGUUCAGAGAUACAGCUACUUGGAUGUGAAGAAAAUGACAAACUCCUUCGAGGAAAAAUUAGGACAAGGGGGCUACGGUGGUGUAUACAAAGGAAAACUAAACAACGGCUUUCUUGUAGCAGUGAAGAUCUUGAACAGAUCGAAAGGUAAUGGAGAAGAGUUUAUGAAUGAGGUUGCAGCCAUUAGUAGAACUUCUCAUGUCAACAUUGUCAGCUUGUUGGGAUUUUGUUUUGAGGGUUCAGAAAGAGCUCUCAUCUAUGAAUUCAUGCCUAAUGGAUCUUUGGAGAAGUUCAUAUUUGAUGCAAAUAACCCACGAAAAGAUCAUCACUUGGGGUGGGAAGCAUUGGAUCGAAUUGCACUUGGCAUUGCUCGAGGACUAGAGUAUUUACAUCGCGGUUGUAACACAAGAAUUUUGCAUUUUGAUAUCAAGCCUCAUAACAUUCUUCUUAAUGAGGACUUCGCACCGAAAAUCUCAGAUUUCGGCCUGGCUAAAAUAUGCAACGGAAAAGAGAGUAUUGUGUCAAUGAUGGGUGCAAGAGGAACUGCUGGGUACAUUGCUCCUGAAGUGUUUUGUAGAAAUUUUGGUGGUAUCUCGCACAAAUCUGAUGUGUAUAGCUAUGGAAUGAUGCUUUCGGAGAUGGUUGGGGGAAGAAGGAAAAUCGGUGUUGAAGUUGAAGAUACAAGUGAGAUAUACUUUCCACAAUGGAUUUACAAGCGUCUUGAAUUGGAUCAAGAACUUGGCCUACAGAGGAUCAUGAAUGAGGAAGACAAAGGCAGAGCAAGGAAGAUGAUAAUCGUGAGCUUAUGGUGCAUACAAACUGAUCCCUCAAGCCGGCCAGCGAUGAAACAAGUCAUAGAAAUGUUGGAAGGAAGUAUUGGAUCUUUGCAGAUACCACCAAAGCCUUACUUGUAUUCUCCUCCAAAAUCCCUAGCAGAACCAGCACAUCCUUCUUCUACUUUGGUAUCACUACAAUAGAACUCUAUUUAAUUUACUUUGUUUUAAGGGAACCUUAAAGGGAUAAUCCGUCUAUAUAUAUAUAGAUCAAGGUAAUAUGU
Rosa chinensis is the source of this 2086-nucleotide messenger RNA. Its product is annotated as LEAF RUST 10 DISEASE-RESISTANCE LOCUS RECEPTOR-LIKE PROTEIN KINASE-like 2.1. Gene Ontology annotation, molecular function: polysaccharide binding; ATP binding; protein kinase activity. The coding region runs from base 45 to 2006 and encodes 653 amino acids. The transcript is spliced from 3 exons. The record is from RefSeq and is a predicted model, not a curated record. Gene Ontology annotation, biological process: protein phosphorylation. Lineage: Eukaryota; Viridiplantae; Streptophyta; Magnoliopsida; Rosales; Rosaceae.